UACGCGAAGAGUGCUACACUCGUCGGCUCGGGUAGCAGAGGGGGAACUGGAACUGGCUGUUUAGUUCCGACCGAAAACUCUGGAGAACGUAUCUCGUUCGUAAUUUGGCUGCGGUGUCCGGAAGAAAACAGUUGUUGAAGACGGGAGUGCAGGAUGUUCCGCCUCCGCUUCAUCCCUGCUGUGGCUGGCCUGGCAGCAGUUUCCCGGCGCUACCAUGGGUAUGCUAACACUUCACAGAGCAGACGAAGGAUUGUUUUCGCAGCUUUUGCUGGUGCAACUGCAAUUUCUGCUAGUGCUGGGCUGCUGUGGAAGAGAGCCAAUGCAGAAGCUAAGUCUUCAGUGAAACACGAGUCCGGCGAGAAGCACAAAACAGGGGCAGAUGAUGGGGAAAAUAUAGAGGAUCAAGCUGUGGAGUCAAGCAAUGAAGAACAGGAGCAAGAAGGAAAGAAGAAAAAGCAACGGACUGGAUUUAGAGACCGCAAGGUCAUGGAAUACGAGAAUAGGAUCAGGGCUUAUUCCACUCCUGACAAAAUCUUCAGAUACUUUGCGACUCUGAAAGUCAUUCAUGAAUCGGGAGAGUCUGAAGUCUUCAUGACACCCCAAGAUUUUGUAAGGUCUAUAACGCCUAAUGAGAAGCAGCCUGAAAAUUUGGGGCUAGAUCAGUUUAUCGUAAAGCGUUAUGAUGGAAAGAAAAUCUCCCAAGAAAGAGAAAAGUUUGCAGAUGAAGACAGCAUCUUCUUCACGUUGGGGGAAUGUGGCCUGAUCUCUUUCUCAGAUUAUAUUUUCCUGACAACAGUUCUUUCUACUCCACAAAGGAACUUUGAGAUUGCUUUCAAAAUGUUUGACUUGAAUGGAGAUGGUGAAGUGGAUAUGGAAGAAUUUGAACAGGUUCAAAGUAUCAUUCGAUCUCAGACCAGUAUGGGCAUGCGUCACCGAGAUCGUUCCACUACUGGUAACACCCUUAAGACUGGAUUCAGCUCGGCUCUUACAACCUAUUUCUUUGGCGCUGAUCUCAAGGGGAAGUUGACCAUCAAGAAUUUUCUGGAAUUUCAGAGGAAGCUACAGCAUGAUGUUUUAAAGCUAGAGUUUGAGCGCCAUGACCCAGUGGAUGGACGUAUCACUGAGCGACAGUUUGGUAGCAUGCUCCUGGCCUAUAGUGGAGUGCAGUCCAAGAAACUUACUGUUAUGUUAAAGCAACUGAAGAAACUCUUUAAGAAUGGAGAGGGGCUGACUUUCGAAGAGGUGGAAAAUUUCUUUACCUUCCUAAAGAAUAUUAAUGAUGUGGACACUGCCCUGAGCUUUUAUCACAUGGCUGGAGCUUCCCUUGAUAAAGUUACAAUGCAGCAAGUUGCCAGGACGGUGGCCAAGGUCGAACUCUCAGAUCACGUCUGUGAUGUAGUCUUUGCGCUCUUUGACUGUGAUGGAAACGGAGAGCUGAGUAAUAAGGAGUUCAUUGCUAUCAUGAAGCAGCGCCUGAUGAGAGGACUGGAGAAGCCAAAGGACAUGGGAUUCACUCGACUAAUGAGAGCCAUGUGGAAAUGCGCUCAGGAGACAGCCUGGGAUUUUGCCAUGCCAAAACAAUAACAAUGUGCAUGUGGCAACCAAGGGAAGCUAGACCUAUAAUGAAUCCAGAAAUAACGUGCAUACCACUAAAUCAAAACAAACUACUCUUACAGAUAUACAUUUAUUUUCUAGAGCAAAAUAAGAUAAAAAUGCUUCCAGAAUGCAGAUAAUAGUCUGCACGAAACACUAUUUUUGUUUUCAAUUUUUCCUAGUCUUUGUGUAUUUAGAGGAAUAGUUAAUUUCCCUGCUUGCAGAGGUCUUUCUAGAAAUACUUUAACUAUUGCAGACUACAGAGGGACAUCAAGCAGUUAGACAAGUGCUAACACAGAGAGGUACUAUUACUAUACCAAUUAAGGACCGCUGUUAGACUAAUGUUAACACAGAGAGAGAGAAUUACUUUACCAAUUAAAGAUUAGUUCAGCCUAACAGCCAUAACACUUCCUAAUUACAUAUAACCAUCCUUCUAUUUCAGGUUCUCUGCUCCAGUUGUAAAUAUUUUAAGCUGCAAAUCAGGAAGUAAGGUGUACUCUUGACAAGUGUGUCCUAAGGAGCUUCCUGAUGGCAAAUGUUUCUUACAAAAUAUUUUUUUACCAUCUUAAUAUGGCCUUAUCGGAAAUACUUCAUGUGUAGAACAGUUAGGUCAAGUUGUUGGUAGAAGUUCAAUGAUUCACUCCAUUACUCUAUAAAAUGUAUUUACCUACUUUCUUUUCAUAGCCAAGGGGUUACACAAAGACAGGUCUGGUGUGUUAUGUUGUGUUAUGUUAUGUACAGGAAAAUUGUAAUUUAUAUAACAAUUAAAAUAUUCUGUUUGAGGACAAUUAUCUUUAGUGUUUUCGGCCACAACAAAUGCAACCUAAGCUACUUGCUGCAGCAGAUUCUGAGAAAUAGUUUGAUUUCCAGAUAUUCAUUUUUGAUAGCAAUAAUUCAUUUUGUUGUUUCAAUUUCUUUUCUUUAAGAAUUUGCUUAAUAUGGAUAUUCCACACAAUGAUGAUUAAGACAUGGUACUUAAUUAGAAGCAAAAGGUCCAAAUCUAUAAAAGGUUGAAAUAUUUAUAAGCCAGACAGUUUACAGAUCGCAUUAUGAAAGCUUAAGAUAUCUUGAUUUAUUAAAAAUAAAAAAACAAAAUAAAAUCACUUAAUAGUUAUAUAGCUUUAUAUACAAAUCACCAUACUUUUGCUUAACCCUGUUACAAAAUCUUAAGUGAAUUCUACAACAUUGUAAAACGUUUCAAACUGGUGUUAAUAGAUGCAUGGGGUUAAGUUUAAUUUUAAGAGCUGUUUUUGUAACUAUGAAAUAAAUGCUUUAUUGUUAUUAUUCAA
Molecule: messenger RNA, 2882 nt
Organism: Spea bombifrons (plains spadefoot toad)
Lineage: Eukaryota; Metazoa; Chordata; Amphibia; Anura; Pelobatidae
Gene: MICU1
Product: mitochondrial calcium uptake 1
Exons: 12
Coding region: 154-1584 (476 amino acids)
Biological process (GO): mitochondrial calcium ion homeostasis; calcium import into the mitochondrion
Cellular component (GO): uniplex complex
Molecular function (GO): calcium ion binding
Source: RefSeq, a predicted model, not a curated record